This is a messenger RNA of Fragaria vesca subsp. vesca, 972 nucleotides long. Its product is annotated as cytochrome P450 716B2-like. Lineage: Eukaryota; Viridiplantae; Streptophyta; Magnoliopsida; Rosales; Rosaceae. The transcript is spliced from 2 exons. The record is from RefSeq and is a predicted model, not a curated record. The coding region runs from base 1 to 972 and encodes 323 amino acids. Gene Ontology annotation, biological process: sterol metabolic process. Gene Ontology annotation, molecular function: monooxygenase activity; iron ion binding; heme binding.
AUGGAUUACAACUUUUACAUUCUCUUGUCUACACUACUUACCAUCUUCACUACCAUCACUCUUGCAUUCCUUGUUCGUGCUUACAAAUCAAAACUCCAUGAACAAUCCAUCAAUCUUCCCCCAGGCAGUUUUGGGUGGCCGAUUAUCGGCGAAACCUUUGCCUUCCUACAGAGUGACCACAACAAAUUUGUAGGGGAUAGAAUGAAGAAAUACUCCUCCAAAAUCUUCAAAACCAAGAUUCUAGGUGAGCGAACCGUCGUCUUAUGUGGUACUGCCGGUCACAAAUUUGUGGCUGCCAACGAAGAAAAGCUCUUUGUAGCAUGGAGACCACACUCCAUGCAGAAGCUCUUUCGCUCUUCUUACCAGAAAGCUGCUUCCACCGUCAUACCAAGACAAAGCGAAAAGCAUGUAGUUACCGCACCGGGGUUUUUGAAAGCCGAAGCCCUUGUUCGCUACGUGGGAGGGAUGGAUUCCAUGGUUCUUGACCACCUGAAAAAGCACUGGGAUGGCAAACAGGUGCUCGAGGCUCAUCGCCUCACGCAGCAAUUAGUUUUGUCCCUCUCGGCCAAGUUCUUCAUGGGACUUGAGGACCAGUCUCGUAUUGAGAAGCUUGCGGAGUUGAUGGACACCAUGAUGCUGGCGCUUCAUACUAUUCCUGUGAAUAUUCCGGGGACUACGUUUUAUAAAGCAAUGAAAGCAUCGCAGGCUGUGAGGGAGACUAUUAUGUCGUUCAUUAAGGAGAAGAAAGAAAUUAUGGCCUCUACCGGAAACAAAGUGCAAGAUCUUUUGUCUUAUAUGAUUUCUACGGCAGACCCCUUUACCGGAAAGUUGAUGCCGGACAAUGAAAUUGCGGAUAAAAUUAUGGGGAAUGUGGCCGCUUCGUUCAACUCUCCGGCUAUGACUACUACUUUUAUCGUCAAGUUUCUGGGCGAAAGACCUGACAUUUAUGAGAAAAACAACUGGAGAUUUUAA